Molecule: messenger RNA, 5000 nt
Organism: Wasmannia auropunctata (little fire ant)
Lineage: Eukaryota; Metazoa; Arthropoda; Insecta; Hymenoptera; Formicidae
Exons: 6
Coding region: 188-4423 (1411 amino acids)
Biological process (GO): positive regulation of transcription by RNA polymerase II; DNA damage checkpoint signaling
Cellular component (GO): nucleus
Molecular function (GO): histone binding
Source: RefSeq, a predicted model, not a curated record
CCUCGCUCUCGUACCGUUUCGCGAACGAACGACGAUAGAGGGGAAAAGAAGAGUAAGAGAAGAAGAGCAGGAGGAAUAAUCACGCUGCUUCACGGCCAUCCCUCGAUGCGUCUCGCGUCGUCGCGCGCGGGAGUACUCCGUUUCACGCGUGCCGCCAAAGAGCACUCGCCGUGAUCUGCCGAAAACAAUGUCUAACCCCGAGGAGGCGGACACCUGCGUGCCAGACACGCAGGAGACCUACUAUGAAGGUGCCAGCGAGAGCUUCAAAAUUAUCGGCGAGACGCAUAGCGCGAGCUUGAACGAGAGUCAAGACUUUCGUCUCGUCGACUCCGAGGGAGACGAGAGUAUGGUAGAAAGGACGAAGCAGAUGCAGGACGCACAGGCCGAUGACCAGAAAUCGAGCGAGCGGACGGAUCCGCAAGAAAUCUCGCAGGCGUUGCGUACAGAGGACGAUAACGCGAUAACUGCAACUGUCGUGGAUGAAAAGGCAAGCGAAAGCGAGGCGAUUGAAAAGACCGGAGGUAACGUAUCCGGCGAGUUGCGCGAGUCGGAGAAGAAAGAUGAGCUCUCCGACGAGGACGAGAUCAUCCAAGGUACGCCUCCCCAGAGUUACUCGCCAUCCAGAAAACUGAGUGGCGUCGACGUCACGAGCCUUAAGCGUAAAGCCGAGUCUGUGGACGAGCCACCCGCUAAGGUUCCAAAAAUAACGUCCGCGGAUGACGCGAAAGAUAACGAGAAACGGCUCGAGGUGGAGGAGGAAGAGAGUCGUCAGUCUUGCGAAUCUGACGAUUCGUAUCAGGAUCUGUUCAAGAAUAUCGACAAGAAUGUUAUAAUAGAGGAGACUCAAGAACCAGCCACUCUAGAGUUUAAUCAGAACACCCUGAAGAUUCCCGCCGAGCGCCCCGCGGGAGAGACGACAAUUGACGACAAGCCUCGGGAGUGUCGUACCGAGCAGAUGAGCCAGUCGCAGGACGGGACCUCCGAGAAGAACGACAUGGAGAAAGACGAGAAUCUGAAUGUCUCCGCGAAGUCGACCGACAUCAGCGGCAACGACAGCACCCUCGCCAAUAUAAACUCCACGAGCGAAAACGAGUCCCAGCUGGAGGUCAAUCUGUCGGUCGGACAAGAGGACGUUACUUCCACGAGCGUUGUAAUAGCCGACGAGAAGUCGGGGAUUGGAACGUUCGACAAGACGCAGCCCGCGAAGGGCGCAGAGACGGCGUCCGGAAAUGAAAACAGUCAAGCGGAGCAGUCGAGUUGCGUCAAACCGGCCGAGAGGGCCGUCAACAGCAACGACGAGGAGAUCCCGUCCUCGCAGAGGACCAAGUCGCGCAUCAGCGUGGAGUUGAUAUUCGAGGGCGCGAAUCGCACCGUCGGCGACGGUGACGGCAGAUCGAAGCCGCAGGUGGUGCAGAUCGACGACGACGGCGAGAUGAUAUUGGACUCGUCGGCCGAGAUGACGUACGAUAAUCGGCAGAGCGCGAAGAAAACGAGGCCCGAGGUUGUCCAGAUCGACGAUUCGCACGAGGACGGCGAGAACUUGGAGAGGAGCGCCGAGAUCGAGGUGAUCGCGAGCAGUAACAAGAGCAGUUACGAGAGCAAGAUCUCGCCGCAGGAGAGCACCGAUUUCAGUUACAAGGAGAGCAUGAAGGAGUCGUCCCUGGAAUCGAAGUCGAUGGACAAGAGGCUGGUGAAUGGCAGCAGCGAGUCCAAGAAGAGCGACACCGAUGUGACCCUGAGCCUCGACUCGGACACAUUUUCCGACGAGCCUCUUCUGUCCGCUGCCGCGCAUGAUACGAAGAAAAUAGAUGGCGUCAGGAGCAACCGCUUCAUGCUGAAGGACGUGGACAACCUCGAACUCAUCAGCAUAAGCGACAACGAAACGUCCAACGUGGACGAGAAGAAUAAAUCCGAUCUGAAUAGCAGCACACUGGCUAAGACCGUGCAGGUGAAGCGGGAAAUCGGUGUAUAUGUAAGGAUCAAGUGUCUGAUGCACGUGGACGAGAGCGCGAAAGAGCCCGUGAGAAAGGAGGUGAUUGAAGUGCAGUGCGAGCCGGUAAUCGAGCCUAUGGCGGGCAAGCAAAAGAACGAGGACAGUCAGUCCUCGUUGGCGGACAUCUCCGACAAUAAGGACUCGUCGCCCGGUUCCGUAAGCAGCAAUCCUCAGUACCAGCUGCAGUCCCGAAUGUCCCUAAUGUCGUCGGUCAGCUCGAGCAGCUCGGCGUCCAGCGCGGCUUCUUUGGCGACAAAGCUCGGAAGAAAGUAUAUCUUUCAGAUGCCGGUGGGUCCGGUGAAGCACGCGAAGAAAUCCUCCCAGGACAUUCUGUCGACGGACAAGCAGACGUUGGACGAGACCUACGAACGUCUGACGCGCGAGUGGAAGAACCACCGCUUGCUCACGACGACGAUCCUGAAUUACAUGAAUACGGAAGUGGCCGGCACCUCCACCGCCACCACGGCCGUCGCGAUGGCCGAUACCUUGAACGUGAGCAACGAGCGGCUGGAUCAUCAUCAUUUGGAAGAGAAUAUGCGCUCGUCGACGCCGGCGGACCUCACGACGAAUUUGAAGCUGGAACUCACGCCGAAAAGCACGAAGAAGGGCAAAGCUGCGAAGAGACCGAGAAGCAAAUUGGCGAGGUCGAACGCCGCGCAGAUCAACGGCAAGGAGACCGACGCCGGCAAUAUUCUGAACGAGCCGGCCGUGCACACGGAGUCGGACGCGCCAUCGAGUAGGAAGAAGAUCAAGAUAGAAAGUUCAGAGGAUCGGCUGCUGAUGAGCGACUUGGACGCCUCGGCGAAUUCGUCGCCGCAAGGCUCGCCGGCCGACGAGCUGAUCGGCAAGGAGGUGUUCGCCAAAUGGUCGGACAACAAAUACUAUCCCGGCACGGUGUGCGGUCGGCUGAAGACCAAGUACAAGGUGAUCUUCUACGACGGCAAGAGCAAGACACUUAUACCCGAGUUUGUGAUACCGAUACCAAAGCCUCUGUCGAAGGGAAUGUCCGUGUACGCGACCAACGAUCGCGGAUUCUCCCCUGCCAUUAUCAUCGACGUUCAACCACCUGGCGAACAAUCUGGUGACAACACGGACUACAGGCACACGUACUACACGGUGGAGAUGGACGAUGAUGAACGAUUACGUGUGCAAGUGCAAGACAUCUCUCUGUCUGCCGAUCAGGCGAAGAUGCUCAAGGAGGAGAUGAACAACCCCGUGGAUGGUACGAGCUUGCCGCCGAGCACACCGAAGGCGCUCGGCCAGGUGACCCUGGACAACAUGGUCGACGGCAAGCGACGCUCCAAGAGAGUCGGCACGCCGCUCUUUUCGACUCCCAAGUCCAGGAGCAGCGGGUCGAGCACCUCGACCAGUAAAUCCAGUAGAUCGACCAGCAAAUCGGAGCCCUCGGUGUCCGGCAUGUCCACCAAGUUGAAGAAGGAGAAGGCUUCGUCCUCGGAGAACGAGAGUUUGUCGAGCGACCCGGGAUGUCAGGACGAGUAUCUUCUGUUGGGCAUGCAGAGAGAAAUAGACAGCAUGCCGUACGAGCAGAUAAAGGGACCGCCGAGUAGGAUUAAGAGCAAGUCACGCAGCAAGAGGAUAGAGGAUCCGCAAACGAUCAAGGAUCUUGGUCCGAUCCCAAACUCCAAUAUCUUUAAGGGCAUGUCGUUCCUUUUAUCCUGCGCACCGCUGGAAACAAUAGACAGGUACCUGGACACGAAGAUACCUGCUGCGUCGGAAGGUGAGGUUUCGGCCACCGAAACCGAGGAUCCCGGGACUGAUUACGAUGACGAUUGGAAGAAAUCACCUCCUUUCGUGCGCGACAGACUGCGCACGCAGAUCGAAGCGGGCGGCGGGAAGGUGUACGAGGAGUUCGACCAGAUACCGAAGGAUGAGUACGAAAAUACGAUGCUCGUCACGAACGUGCCGAACACUACGUCUAAGAGCAUAUUAUGUCUGUCGGCCGGCAUCCCCGUGUGCCAUCACAAGUGGAUCAUCAGAUCCUGCGCAGAGGAAAAGACCGUGAACCCAGCGGAAGAGAUUCUUCCAAACUGGAGUUUACACAAAAAAUGCUACAUAGAUAUGGUCAAGACAGGCGGAAAGAAGCCGUUGACUGAAGUCGUCGUGAUAAUAAUUCCUAGUCCGACAUUCAAAGGACUACUUGUUAAAUUCUGGCAGCAAGUCUGCGAAAACGCUGGCGCGGCAGUUUUAAUCGCAGAGAACCAAGGGGCCAUGGACAAGAUAGAUUUUGACUUGAAAAAUGUAGUCGUCGUGUCUAAUCAGAUGUGUCCGUCAUGGGCAGUGCACAGGGCGAGGCAACUGCAAAUGGACGUGCUAUCCACUACGUGGGUGAUUCAGUGUAUAAUCGAGGGCAAGCGCUGUCCGCCUAAGCAGCAUUCGUGUUACGCGUACAAUUAUAAAAACGGGGCUUAAUUAGAAAGCCGUUGUUUUUUCGUGAGUACGUCGCCUAUAAUCAAUGUGGCUACCAGUCAAUAUAUUUUUUUCCGAGUUUUUCUUUCCAUUUUUAUCGGUCUUCCACGUCGUCUUGCGAUAAAACGUAAGAGCCGAAAGAAUACAAUCGUGAGCCUGGAAAUUUUUUUUAUAAUUUACUAUUUCUGAUACACUAGCAGCAUAUUAUUUUAGUUCCGUCGUAUGUACAGUCAUAUAUAUAUACACCUUCUCCAGACAGAUUUCCGAACUGUUCUUCCCAUUUUACGUUCGACAUAAUGAAGGGGCACGUUCAGCAGACAGAUGAGAUCAGUGAGAGUUCAGUGAUUCUUUGUUACAGUUGAUUUAUUUUCACUCUAAAUCCGAAAAACUCUAAAGCGAAAAACUAAAGGCAAAAUCAGUCAUAUUAUUAAAGAAUCACUGAGCGCUCACUGAUCUGAACUUUGACCGCUGAACGCGCACGUUGACGAUUGGGAUAAUUCAUGCACUCUUUGAUAUGGCGAUUCAUCCUCGCGCGAGGACACGUGCGUGGCGGUUUACACUUUUGUAAGAUUUUUGUAUA